AUGGCGGGGAACCGAUGGAGUAAUUCCCCUCUUAAAUGUGCUGGUGACUGUUUGACUUACAUGCGUCCGCCUGCUUACUUGUGGUUUCGGGUUGGCUGCACUGACCGUUGGGUGAUAGAACUUGAUGGCAAACAUGGUGACGAUGAAGAUGAACUUGAGUUAGAGGAAGAAACAAAUGACUCAAGUAGAGGUUCAGUAAUAGGAGAUAGUGAUAAUGGUACUGAUACACCUGUUUCUACUGGUUCACCAACUGACUUGCCAAUUUCAUCACCAUCAGACUCUACUAUUCCACCCACAUCCUCAUCAGUUGAAGGAUCAUCUAUUGGUCCUAAUUUGCCUAUUGUUCAUGUAGAGGAUGGGAGGUUGAUACCAUCUCAUAAAUGUUCAACUACAAUGAAAAACAUAUUCAUGCAAAGGAUCUAUCCUGAAGGGUAUACUUGGAAGAAUAUACCUAAUGAGUACAAUGAAUUAUACUUUGAGGAAUUUAAGAAAUUUUACAAGUGGGAUGCGUCUAUUGACCGACAUGUUCAUAAAGCUUUUUUAGCACAAGCAGGCAUACGGUAUACAGAUAUGGUCUCAAAAUUUAAGUCAAACCGAACUUCAACUUGGAAGCCAGCUUGUAUACAUGAAGAUACAUGGCGCAUUUGGGAGGCAUAUUGGGAUAGGCCUGACGUUAAAGCUAAAUAUGAGCAACAUCGGAAGAAUAGGAUGAGUGAGGUGGCAAGACCCGGUACUGGAUGUUCCCGACAUACCGGAGGAUCUAGAUCUGCUAUUGAGCACUAUCACAAAUUGCGAGAUGAACUUCAAAAGGAGCCUAAUUUAUUUGAGUGCUUUGAGCAUAUGCACAAAAAGAAGAAUGAUGCAUUUGUUGAUGAAAGGUCAAAGAAAAUUGUUGAAGAAAUACAAGCACGACAUGAUGCUGCAACGCAAGAGGUGGAAGGGUCAACUUAG
Messenger RNA from Ipomoea triloba (trilobed morning glory), 951 nucleotides. RefSeq lists its product as uncharacterized. Lineage: Eukaryota; Viridiplantae; Streptophyta; Magnoliopsida; Solanales; Convolvulaceae. Bases 1 to 951 code for a protein of 316 amino acids. The record is from RefSeq and is a predicted model, not a curated record. The transcript is spliced from 7 exons.